Molecule: messenger RNA, 1383 nt
Organism: Pieris macdunnoughi
Lineage: Eukaryota; Metazoa; Arthropoda; Insecta; Lepidoptera; Pieridae
Source: the annotation of a GenBank genome assembly
AUGCGUUGGCCACUCUUCUUGUGCCUGGCAUGCUUGCUUUCACCUACAAUUUGUGCUUCAGACUCAGAUGACCAAACGGAAAAUCCUGAUGUGGUAGUGGUGACAGUGGGUACAGAGGAUACCCAUGGGUUGCAGAGAUUUGAAAGAUCAGCACGUAUCUACGGCCUUCAUGUGGAAGUACUAGGAAGAGGGACGGCAUGGCGUGGAGGUGAUAUGAAGAGACCCGGUGGGGGUCACAAAGUCAACUUACUGCGGGAUUGGAUCAACCAGGCCUAUGAUAACCUGGAUAGUGACACCCUAGUAAUCUUCACUGACAGUUACGACGUGAUACUUCUUGGUGGCGCUGACGAGUUAAGGGAACGGUUUCUUGCGGCACGUCACAGGAUUAUAUUCGCCGCGGAACCAUUCUGUUGGCCCGACGCCGGCCUCGCAGCUCGCUACCCCCCACCGGACACUUCAACGCCCAGCCCUUACUUAAACUCUGGCGGGUUUAUCGGACGUCUUGAAGAUUUAAGGCGGUUGAUUCGAGCUGCGGAUAUAGACGACAAUGCGGAUGACCAGUUACAUUACACACGACUCUAUUUGGAUCCUAAAGUUCGAGCUGAUUUGGACAUCGUGUUAGACCAUAAUGCUACAAUAUUCCAGACGCUUAAUGGCGCUCUAUCGGACGUAAAGCUCCACAGUUCGGACGAAGGUUGGGCCUGGCUAGAAAACGUUGUGAGUGGUACUCGACCGUUGAUUUUACACGGCAAUGGGCCCGCUAAGCUGGAAUUGAAUGCCUUGAGCAAUUACUUACCACGUGUAAGAACACCAGACAGGUGCCACAUCUGUGAAGAGUUGAAAAAGCCCCUAAAAGAUGAACCACGAGUGCUUUUGGCGGUAUUCAUUGAGCAGCCGACGCCAUUUUUGGACGAAUUUCUGCAGAGUAUACAGGAUAUUGACUAUCCUAAGGACAAAUUGGAGCUACUUGUACGAAACAACGUGGAAUACCAUGAAACGACAGUGGAUGCUUGGUUUUCGCGGGUAUCUGGCCAAUACGCGAGCAGAAAGCGGCUCCGGCCGGCCGAUCAGUUGCCGGAACAUACGGCCCGGAUGAUAGUACUCGAACGUGCGACUGCCGGAGCCAGUUCCUAUGUGUUUAGCGUGGAUUCUGUCGCACGAGUUACCCCUAAUACGUUGAGGAGCUUGUUGGAAAGUGGCGUUGAUGUGGUGGCCCCGUUUUUGUCCCGCCCCGGCGAAGCUUGGUCCAACUUUUGGGGUGCGUUGUCCCCGGAUGGGUACUACGCGCGAGCGCAUGAUUAUAUGGACAUCGUUAGUGGUAAACUAAGCUUCCGCGUCUGGCUGCAGGCUCCGCCCACCGCACUCGCGUGUCGUUAUACGUAG